UUUUUUCAAGCUGUCAGAUUGUAUUUAGAAAAACUCUCGCCAGACUUGCUUCUUUCUGCCUCCGAUCGAAAUUAAAAACCGAAAUAUCUCUAGCUACAGGCCGUGGGCCAGCAAAAAAAGUGGAAUCUCCGCCAUUACAUCUAGCAGUCGGUGUGGAACAUCAAAGAAAGUGGCCUGCUGGUCCGGAAAAUAAGCGCCCAAAGGCUGGAAGAAAAUCGGUGCUUUCUUCGCGAGUCAAAGUGGGGCAUCCUUCCGAUCUUUCCCUUUGAAGCAAUUUACGACGUUUGUGAAUGGUGAUUUUGAUUGUUUCGUCCGAGUGCUUUGCGGAACUUCGAAACAGCAGCUGAAGUUGGUAAUUUUCUAGUGUUGGAUUGGUGUUUGUAGCGCGACAUUGUUCGAGAUUAUUUCGAAGCAACGGGAACCAUCCGGGGUUGAAGUGGAGAAGUUUUGUGGAUCGCCCCCACCCCCUCCACUGUUUUAAGAUUUAUUGAAUUUCAUUUGCAUAUACUUCUACAUAAGUUCGGUCAUGUUUUAAACCAACCAAGCAGCAAACAAUGAGAACCAAAAAAACUGCGAAGCUUUCGGAGAAGGUCGACAAAGAUGACGAUGCGAAGAAGUUGUCGAAAGAUGACGACGAGGAGCAGGUCACACAAGACGAUCUUCCGACCAGCAAUGGUAACGCGGAGGAAGAACCUUCGGAUAGUGUCAUUCUGAUCGACAAUGAAUCGACUACCGAAGGCGCCAAAGAGAAUGGCAACGAUGCCAAUGACAAAGAAAAUGAAGCUGCAGAAAACAGCUCGCCAAAAGAGGACAAACCAGCGGAAUCAGCAGAAAAGGAAACUGCCGAGAAAACAGUUAAGCCAUUGAAAGUACUUCGGCUAGUUUCCAUUGAGAAAUUGAUGAGGCCAAGCCUUCUACCAAGCGUAAAAGAAGAGAACUCCAACAAAAAGUCCAUUCUGAAGUCCAGUUUGACUGAAAAACCCACCAGCAAACGAUCGAAAAAUGCAAGUGUGAUAGAAAUCAGCGACUCCGACGAAGACGAUGAGGCACCUUUGUCGAAGAAGAUCAAAGCUGAGAAUGACUUUGUUCAAAACUUGUCCAGUGAUGAUGACGUGAUUCCGAUCAAGAGACAAGUAACCCAAAAAGCCAAAAAGGCUGGUAAAAAAUUGAUUGACGACGAUGAGGAAGAUGAACCUGUGGCCAAACGACAUAACAAAGCAGCUAAGGCUAGUAGUAGCAAGCAGAAGCAACCGAGUGUCCCAGAAGGCUGCAAGAGCUUAACAGUGCAGGCGCAGAAACUGCCCUCGGAUUUGAAGUCGUUUAUGGAAGAGCACAGCUUGAGCAGUAUUCUCGAUCGUAGAAAUCGUGAGAUCACUGCGUUCAAAUCGACCACAAACCACUACGGCGAAUUGGGCCGUCGGCGGAAGUCGGGUGGGGCAGAAUCAAGCAAGUCGAGAGCAAAGGAUGGCAAGAAGAGUAGCAAAGCUAUUAUGUCAAGUGAAAGUGAAAACAACGACUCGGAUGAACCAAUCGCGAGCAUAAUCUCUAAAUCAGACAACAUUCCCAAAAAUAAGACUAUGUCCAAAAAGUCGACACGGUCCAGGCGUCAGCUGAGCGAAAGCGACGACGACGAUGACAGCGACUUUGCCGACUCGAGUGCCAGAAAGGGGAAGUCUUCCGAAGCGGAGAGGAAAUCUCGUGGACGAGGUAGACCGCGGCGGAAGCAAUCAUCGGACGACGAUGAAGCCGAAGAGGAAGACAAAAGUGGAAGUGGUUCGGACGACUUCGAAGAGGAGAAGUCUCAGCCUAAGAAGAAACGAUCGCGGAUCAAGAAGAACUCGUCUUCUUCCUCGGAUGAGGAUGGAACCAAGAAGAAGAGUAAACGCGCCAAAAAGAAUUCCGACAGCGAAGACGAGGAUGAUUCGCCUACAAAAGGUCGUAAGAACAUCCGAAAGCUGUUGAAAAAGUCUGCCCUGGAGCAGACGACUAAAGAGGCUGAACAAGAGGAGAAAGAACGCAAGCAGCGUAUCGCCGAACGGCAGAAACUCUACAACCAAGUAUACGACGAAAAGCCAGAGGAAGUCAAGGAGAUUAAGCAGCUGGUGCUGGACUUCGAUGAGAAAACGAAGGAACCACUUCUGGAGGUCGAUCAGAAACUGGUGAAGAAACUGAAACCGCAUCAGGCAAACGGUAUAAAGUUUAUGUUCGAUGCGUGUUUUGAAAGUUUGGAGCGGGCCCGAGACAAUAAAGGAUCCGGUUGCAUUCUGGCGCACUGUAUGGGUCUGGGUAAGACUUUGCAAGUGGUGACGUUGUCUCAUACCCUGCUCGCCAACUCAGAUGCUACCGGAGUUGAACGGAUAUUGGUCGUCUGUCCGCUAUCGACUGUACUUAAUUGGGUGAAUGAGUUCCGAAUCUGGAUGAAACAUGUUAAGAAGGGUACCGAGGUUGAAGUGUACGAAAUUUCAAAAUAUAAGAACAAUGUCGUACGUGCCAAUCAGCUGAUGGAAUGGCAUAAUGAGGGGGGUGUCAUGGUCUUGGGAUACGACAUGUUCCGAAACUUAUCCAACCAGACAACAGGGCGUAUUCGAAAGAAAGUCCGAGAAUCGCUGCAGACAUCUUUGAUCGAUCCUGGUCCAGAGAUGAUCAUUUGCGACGAAGGUCAUCUGCUGAAGAAUGAGAAGACAUCGCUGUCAAAAGCGGUCAAUCGGAUCAAGACCUUGAGGCGCGUCGUGUUGACCGGAACACCUAUCCAAAACAACAUGAAAGAAUACUACUGUAUGGUGCAGUUCGUGAAGCCCAAACUCCUCGGAACGUACAACGAGUACAUGAACCGAUUCGUGAACCCCAUCACCAACGGUCAGUACACCGAUUCGACGCCCUACGAUAUUCAGCUGAUGCGAAAGCGAGCCCACGUGUUGCACAAACUGCUGGAUGGAUGCGUGCAGCGGCGGGACUAUGCGGUACUGGCUCCGUUCUUGCCCCCGAAGCUCGAAUUUGUCGUGUCGAUUAAGCUAACCCCUCUGCAGUGCACGUUAUAUAAGUAUUACAUGGAGACGCAGGCUCGUAAACAAAAUAACGAGGAAAGCAAACGGGCGUCGGUGUUGUUCUCUGAUUUCCAGAAUUUGCAGCGAAUCUGGACGCAUCCGCGCGUUCUUCGCUACAAUAGCGAUCGUUAUGAAUACAUGCAGCAGAAAAAGCGCGACAUGAUGUCGGACGAUGAGGAAUCUCUUGGCUCAAUGAAAGACUUUCUGGACGACGAAGAAAGCGAAGCGGAGGAUACUCCAUCUGACUCCGAGUCGGACUCGAGCGCCAAUAGCAGCGAUGAUAGCGACGCCAGUCACAAGAAGAAAAAGUCGAAAAAGAAGAAAGAUAAAAAGUCAUCAUCGUCGUCAUCUGCGGCUGCUGCUCUCCGAAGAACCCGCAACAACCCGGAUGUUGAAGAGGAAGAUCUUCCAGAAGUUCAGGAGCAGAAAAACGAGAAUCCUACCGAGUGGUGGAUGUCUAUGGUCCCCGAGGAGGAGUUGGAUAAUUUGGAACAUUCAGGAAAACUGCAGGUGCUAUUUGAAAUUCUCAAGGAGUGCGAAGCCAUUGGCGACAAGCUAUUGGUCUUUUCGCAAUCCCUUUACUCGCUGGAUGUAAUCGAGCACUUCCUGGCCCUCGUCGACGACAACACUCAGAAGGAUGAAAGCGAACGUGAUAUCGAACUGGACAAGUACCAAGGUUCGUGGACGCUGGGAUUGGACUACUUCCGAUUGGAUGGAUCCACCGCCAUCGAGAGUCGAAACGCCUCAUGUAAGGUGUUCAACGAUGACAGCAACCACAGAGCAAGGUUAUUCCUCAUUUCCACCAGAGCCGGAGGGCUGGGCAUCAAUCUCGUAGCAGCUAACCGUGUUGUGAUUUUUGAUGUUUCGUGGAAUCCCUCCCAUGACAUCCAGAGCAUAUUCCGAGUGUACCGGUUUGGCCAGACUAAACCCUGUUACAUUUACCGGUUUCUUGCUAUGGGCACAAUGGAGGAAAAAAUCUACGAGCGGCAAGUUACAAAGCAAGCUAUUUCCAAGCGUGUCAUCGACGAGCAGCAAAUCGACCGACAUUACAAGGAAAAUGACUUGCAGGAGCUUUACCGCUACGACAACAUUGAACCGGAAGAGGACCGCCCGAUGCCGAAUCUGCCCAAGGAUCGACUGUUUGCCGAAAUGUUGAAAAAGUUCGACAAGCUGCUUUACAAAUAUCACGAGCACGACUCGCUACUGGAGAACAAGGAGGAAGAAACGCUUAACGAGGAAGAACGUAAGGCCGCUUGGGAGGAGUUCGAGCAGGAGAAGAAUCGUCCGCCAGUUCCUAACUACGGCAUGGGAGGUUAUGGCAUGAACACGAAUAUGGGAAUGGGUAUGGGCAUGGGACGUGCAGCGAAUGGUCCUGUUACUUCCAGCAACAUUUUCGGCUUCAGGACGGACGUUCUGCUGAAGUUGUUGAACAUGAAGGCUCGGCAGGAUAAUCCCACAUUCAACGAUACCAGUAUCGCCGCAAUGAUUCCAUUCCUGAUGCAGGAACUUCUCCGGCAGAUGAAAGAUGGUGAUAUAUCGAUGUACAAAAGUUUGAUGGAUCUGUACUACCAACUUGAAACCCCGCAAAACAUGUACCCAAGCAUGGGUUACAAUCCGAUGAUGAUGAUGCCACAGCAGCAGGUACCAAUGAUGCAGCAGCAGCAGCCACAAAUGCAACGGCCGAUGAUGUCCGGCAGUUUGAAUCCAAUGGCCGUUCCCAACUCUGGCGCCUACUCGAUGGACCAAAUACGGUACCUUCGAGAACAGGAACAGAUGCGGUACAAUCAAAUGAAUGAAGCUGGCAGCAGUAGAGUCAAUCGCGGUACUAUCAUCAGCGAAGCACAAAAACGAUUCAUGAAUAACCCCAUGGAAGUAGUAGAAUUAGAUUAAGCGGGGUAACACCUGGUAAUUUAUUAUCUAAUCUAAUUACCCUCAAUACACACCAUUUAACCACAAAUAGGACAAGUCUAUUGUAGCCCCAAUCCCACAAAAGGUAUCCCAGUAAAAAGAAACAAAAAAAAAUGAAACAGAUUUCGAUUCAUGUGAGCAUGGUCAAAAUUGGAUCUCGAAUUUAAAUGGGUCGUCGUUUUAACUUAGAACAAAUAACAAAACUGACUGCUGAUAUUAGGACUGUAAAAAUAUUGCACCUGGUAGACACUCUAAUUUCACACAACCUCCUCAAACCGAUUGGAAACCGUUAUCCAUCCCCGACUGAAAGCUAACAGACGAGUUCUGAUAUACUUUUCGCGAUGAGGACAAACCGCUCCUGAUUAGGUACGUAUUUAUAAUGGACCGAAACUUUCCUUGGAUGCCCCCUUCCCACUUCUCUCCAGAACGUAGCGAAGCAACUUGAGUACGUAACGGUAUGGAAGAACUUCGUAAAUUGACACACCAUGUAUGUGUACGUGAAAGUGGCUCAUCCCCCUGUCAUUCGGUUUAUUGAAUCAAAUGUGCAAAUAAAUGAAUGAUCAUUUCGACGGA
Messenger RNA from Armigeres subalbatus, 5525 nucleotides. Its product is annotated as transcriptional regulator ATRX homolog. Bases 555 to 4934 code for a protein of 1459 amino acids. The transcript is spliced from 15 exons. Gene Ontology annotation, cellular component: nucleus. NCBI's taxonomy places the organism in Eukaryota, Metazoa, Arthropoda, Insecta, Diptera, Culicidae. The record is from RefSeq and is a predicted model, not a curated record. Gene Ontology annotation, molecular function: ATP binding; ATP-dependent chromatin remodeler activity; ATP hydrolysis activity.